Molecule: messenger RNA, 1455 nt
Organism: Vigna unguiculata (cowpea)
Lineage: Eukaryota; Viridiplantae; Streptophyta; Magnoliopsida; Fabales; Fabaceae
Product: endoglucanase 8-like
Biological process (GO): carbohydrate metabolic process
Molecular function (GO): hydrolase activity, hydrolyzing O-glycosyl compounds
Source: RefSeq, a predicted model, not a curated record
GUAAAAAUGAUAAUGGUAACGAUGAUGAUGAUGACAGUUACAAGAGCAGAUUCAAUAAACUAUGGAGAAGCAUUACGAAAGAGCAUUUUAUUCUUCGAAGGUCAGAGAUCUGGCAAGUUGCCACCUUCCCAACGCAUGAAAUGGCGCAAAGAUUCAGCACUUUCUGAUGGCUCAGACAUUCACAUAAAUAUGGUGGGUGGAUAUUAUGAUGCCGGUGACAAUGUGAAAUUCCAUUUUCCAAUGGCAUUCACAACAACUAUGCUAGCAUGGAGUGUGGUAGAAUUUGGAGAUUUGAUGGGUUCAGAGCUGAAAAAUGCGUUGGAUGCAAUCAGGUGGGGAAGUGAUUAUUUCAUGAAAGCCACAAAAUUUCCUGAUUUGGUUGUGGCACAAGUGGGUGAUGCAAAUGCCGACCAUGCCUGUUCGGAGAGACCAGAAGACAUGGACACUCCUCGAACCUCGUACUUUCUCACUAAGGAGAAACCAGGUUCAGAACUCGCUGCUGAGAUUGCGGCUGCACUUGCAGCAUCUUCAAUCGCGUUUAGGGCAACCGAUGCUUCCUAUUCCAACAUUAUUCUUAACAGAGCUAUCCAGGUGUUUGAUUUUGCAAACAAAUAUCGUGGAUCUUACAACAACAGCGUAGGUGCUGCUGCAUGCCCCUUCUACUGUGAUUAUAACAGCUACAUGGAUGACUUGACUUGGGGAGCAGCGUGGUUGUAUAAAGCCACGAAAAAAACCAGUUAUUGGGAUUUUGUAAAAUCAAACAUUGAAAAGGUUGGCGUCGAUCCUUACCAAUUUGGAUGGGAUGCAAAAACGGCUGGCAUAAACGUGCUUGUUUCUCAGGCGAGUUUUUGUUCAUAUUCAGCCAGUGCAGACCUUUUCAUUCCUGAUGCUGAUAAACUCAUGUGUUCUUUGUUGCCCAAUUCACCUAAAUAUGUCACCUACUCUAAAGGUGGUCUUCUAUUCAAAAACGGACCAAGUAAUCUACAAAGCGUGACAGCUCUGUCGUUUCUCUUAAUUGUUUAUGCACGCUUCAUGGAUCAUGCGAAGAAAACAAUACCCUGUGGGCAAGAAACUGUGGAUUCAAAACGGUUGAUAAGUAUAGCAAAAACUCAAGCUGAUUACAUACUGGGAAAUAAUCCACUUGGAAUGUCGUACAUGGUGGGUUAUGGAAGGAAGUAUCCUCAGAAAAUUCACCAUCGUGGUUCAGUGUUGCCGUCUUUGGAUUCACACCCACAACACCUUGGGUGUAGAGAUGGAGAUUCAUACUUCAAAUCAGAAAAACCUAAUCUCAAUGUUCUAACAGGAGCAGUUGUUGGAGGACCAGCAAACGAUGAUUCCUUUCAGGAUUCUCGUUUUAAUGUAUCUCAAUCGGAACCGGCCACCUACAUCAACGCUCCUUUUGUCGGUGUUUUGGCUUACUUCAACAGACCAACUAUUCCUGCUACUGUCGUUUAA